AUGGCCACAAUCUCGACGACCCCAGGAUCAAUGUCGUCAACCUCUGUCCAGGAGCUUGCCCAAAAGUGGCUGCAGCAAGACCGUGACCCGGAGACCAGAAAGGAGAUACAAGACCUCCUGUCAGUCGGAGAUGAUGUUGCACUCGAGAGCCGGCUACGAAGGCGCAUUGCUUUUGGCACAGCUGGUCUUCGAAGCUCGAUGCAAGCAGGCUACGCGCACAUGAAUUCACUUACUGUGCUCCAAGCCUCCCAAGGACUUGCUACCUACAUUCUCGGCCAACAAAGCUCCCAUAGUGUCCCACCACAGGCCGUUGUGAUGGGAUACGAUGCCCGUUAUAACUCCGAGAAGUUUGCUCGCCUGGCUGCGGCUGCUUUCAUUGCCAAGGGGCUUGAUGUACUCUGGUUCGGGGAGCUCGUGCACACGCCUAUGGUGCCAUUCGCAGUUGAACAUUUCUCUGCUGCCGCGGGGGUCAUGAUCACUGCUUCACACAACCCUGCGAGGGACAAUGGCUACAAGGUAUACUGGGCGAAUGGUUGCCAGAUCAUACCACCUCGUGACAAGGACAUCGCUACUGCUAUUGACCUAGAGACCGAUAUCUUGAGCUGGGAUCACAACGCCAUUGAGACUAGCUCCGCAGUCCGUAACAUACUCGCAGAAGCCCGUGGAGCGUACAAGCGCGCCAUACAGAUAUUGGCACGGCCUGCGAAACACGGAAACAUGCUACCUUUCACAUACACUCCGAUGCACGGGGUAGGUCUGCCCUUUAUGCAGGAGGCUGUAGAGAUUCUUGGCUUCACAGAUCAUGGGAUGUACGUCGUUGCGGCUCAGGCCAACCCUGAUGCUGAUUUUCCCACUGUACCGUUCCCCAAUCCCGAGGAGAAAGGCGCCUUGAAUCUGGCUAUGGAGGAAGCCACAGCAUCAGGAAGCCAACUCAUAAUCGCGAACGAUCCGGACGCUGAUCGUUUCGCCGCUGCUGAGUAUCUCGAUGACGGGCGCUGGCACCAAUUCACGGGUAAUGAAAUGGGCGCUCUAUUGGCAGCUUACGUACUGGAGACUUCUUCUGUUGAGCGGGACCAAAUGGCAAUGCUGGCAUCUACGGUGUCAUCCCGCAUGCUCCAGGCCAUAGCAGAGAAGGAAGGCUUCAGAUUCCAAUCGACAUUAACAGGCUUCAAGUAUCUCGGCAACGUCGCUCAGCAGAUGCGUGAGCGAGGUCUGAAGCCAGUCUACGCAUAUGAAGAAGCUAUUGGGUAUAUGUUUCCAUCCGUAGUUUGGGACAAGGACGGCAUUGCGGCCGCCACCGUCUUCCUCCUUGCUCGAAGAAAAUGGCAUGCAGAAGGUCUUACGCCAUGGCGAAAGCUACAGAGCCUCUUUGAGCACUAUGGUUACUUUGCGGAUGCUAACACUUACCUCAUCUCGCCAUCUCCAGAGGUGACGAGCGCGACCUUCGCUGCCAUUCGUAAUUCGAGCCAUGGUACGCCACCCACUCAUAUUGGCAAGCGUAAGGUUCGCCGAUGGCGCGACCUCACUACAGGCUACGAUAGCGGUUCGGCUGAUGGGACGCCGGAUUUGCCGGUAGAUACGGCAGCACAGAUGAUCACCUGCUGGCUUGAUGAUGCUGUGUUCACUGCACGAGGUUCAGGUACAGAGCCUAAGAUCAAGCUAUACGUGGAAGCCAUUGGAGCUGCAAGUUCUGCUGCCGCCAAGACGAUCGCCAAUGAUGUGCUCAAGGAUCUUGUGAGCGAAUGGUUUCCCGGACUCCGACUUGCUGGCAUAUGA
Molecule: messenger RNA, 1776 nt
Organism: Recurvomyces mirabilis
Lineage: Eukaryota; Fungi; Ascomycota; Dothideomycetes; Mycosphaerellales; Teratosphaeriaceae
Exons: 2
Coding region: 1-1776 (591 amino acids)
Biological process (GO): purine ribonucleoside salvage; carbohydrate metabolic process
Cellular component (GO): nucleus
Molecular function (GO): phosphopentomutase activity; magnesium ion binding
Source: RefSeq, a predicted model, not a curated record